AUGACGGUGAAAAACAAGUAUCCAUUGCCAAGAGUUGAUGACUUGUCUGAUAAGUUAAAGGGAGUUUCGGUGUUUUCCAAGAUUGAUCUUCGGUCAGGCUACCAUCAACUAGGGAAAACUAAUGUAGUUGUAGAUGCCCUCAGCAGGAAAGUCUCCUUAGCUCAGCUAACUCUUCAGAAGCACCUGCAACAAGAGAUAAUGAAGGAGGAGAUAGAGUUGGCGGUUGGGAAAUUGUCCAAAAUUGAAGUUCGGUCUAAGUUGUUGGAGGAAAUUAGAGAAAAACAAGCGAAUGAUGGGUUUAGUAAAGGAAUUGAGCAGCAGUUGAAAGAUGCCAGAGAAUCAGAAUUCAAAUGGGUGAAUGGAAUCCUGUAA
Molecule: messenger RNA, 372 nt
Organism: Pistacia vera
Lineage: Eukaryota; Viridiplantae; Streptophyta; Magnoliopsida; Sapindales; Anacardiaceae
Exons: 2
Coding region: 1-372 (123 amino acids)
Source: RefSeq, a predicted model, not a curated record